AUGGCUCCAACAAAACUCAUCUCAUGGAAAACCGCUUUACUUAGUUGUUUCACAAGCAAUACAGUUCUCUUAGACCCGAAGGCUCUUGUGUCAAAAUCGCGUAAGUCACAGAGAUUAUGUAUGUCUGAUGUUAGUUCAUCACUUUUCAUCAUCAAUGGUGUUUCGAAUUCAAUGGUUGUGUGGGACCUUCACGAAUUCACUCUUGCGGAACUUACGAUGAUUACACAUGAUUUCGCAUCUAGUAGUUAUCUCGGUGAAGGUGGGUUUGGAACGGUUCACAAGGGUUUUGUGGAUGAUGAACUUAGACCGGGUUUAGAGGCUCAACCGGUUGCAGUCAAGCUCUUGGAUUUAGAUGGUGGUCAAGCUCACAAAGAAUGGCUGACUGAAGUGACGUUGUUGGGGCAAUUGAGGCAUCCAAAUCUUGUGAGGUUGAUUGGUUAUUGUUGUGAAGAGAAGAAUAGGCUUCUUGUUUAUGAAUAUAUGCCAAGGGGAAAUUUAGAGAGUCAAUUAUUCACAAGGUAUUCAAGUUCAUUAUCAUGGUUAAUCAUGAUUCAAAUAGCACUUGGUACUGCAAAAGGUCUCACCUUUCUUCAUUGCCAGGACAAACCUGUCAUUUAUCGCGACUUCAAAACUUCGAAUAUUUUAUUGGCAUCGGAUUAUAAUGCUAAACUAUCGGAUUUUGGGCUAGCGAAAGAUGGACCUGAAGGUGAUGUGACGCAUGUGAGUACACGUGUCAUGGGGACACACGGAUAUGCGGCGCCAGAGUAUCUUAUGACCGGCCAUUUGACCACCAUGAGCGACGUGUAUAGUUUUGGCGUGGUUUUAUUAGAGCUACUAACGGGCAAAAGAUCGGUGGAUAAAAAACGACCAAAUCGAGAGCAGUGUUUGGUGAUAUGGGCAAGGCUGUUUUUGAAAAGUUCUAAUAAUCUUCAUAGAAUUAUGGAUUCUAAACUCGAUGGUAAUUUUCCAGUGGAAGGAGCAAAGAAGGCGGCAGCUUUGGCUAGUCGAUGUCUGAGCCACCGCCCAAAAUGUCGACCUACUAUGACGGAAGUUGUCAAGACUUUGGAACAUAUAUUGGAAUUAGGUGAUUUCCAAGUUGACUGGUUUGUGUAUAUUACUCAUGAAGGAGAAAAAAGCGAACAGAAAGAGAAAAAGGAAGAUAAGGGUGCUAUUGGUGGCGGUAGUUCCGGUGUUGAGGAGAAGGUGGUGGUGGUUGUUAAAAAGGAAGAUGAUGAAAUGUUUUAA
Messenger RNA from Lactuca saligna, 1245 nucleotides. The record is from the annotation of a GenBank genome assembly. NCBI's taxonomy places the organism in Eukaryota, Viridiplantae, Streptophyta, Magnoliopsida, Asterales, Asteraceae.